Messenger RNA from Trichomonas vaginalis G3, 1023 nucleotides. RefSeq lists its product as uncharacterized. Lineage: Eukaryota; Parabasalia; Trichomonadida; Trichomonadidae. The transcript has a single exon. Bases 1 to 1023 code for a protein of 340 amino acids. The record is from RefSeq and is a predicted model, not a curated record.
AUGACGACUAACUAUUUGGUGCCAAACACUAAACCGAUUAAUGGAAAUGUGUUUCAUUCAUUCGAAAAGAUAAAUGAAAUAUUCGCAAAGAAUGACGGUAGAAGAUAUUAUAGAGAACUUGAAAGUUCAUGCUAUGACUCUGAUGCUCCAUAUUUUGAUGAUAAACAAACUCAUUUAAGAAUUACAAAUCCAGCUCAUGAUGUGAACCAAUUAGGUGACACAUAUAUUAAACGCAAAGUUAAAGCAACUCUAGUUUCAAAUAAAGCUUUCACAUGUGAUGCCGCUUUUAAAUGCAUGCGUUUAUUCGUUGGUUACAAAUCAUCAAAUCAAAGCUUUAAACAAUUAGAAGUAGAAACCGAAAGAGGUGAUGCCGGUUAUCUUCAGAUGGAUUGCGCCCGUGAAUCUUUCGCAUUUGCAACAUAUAAACCAAAAUCAGAAAGGAAAGUUAAAAAGUUUGUUCAUUCGUUAUAUAAUAAUGUUCAAAAAUAUGAUAACUCAGUAUGUGGUAAAUAUAUUGACCCUUCAGAAGUUUUCAAGAAAGCAAAUGAAGAAGUUGAUGUCACUUUUGAUACGAUUAUUCCGGUAAAUGAUUUGUUAGCAUUUCAGGCGUUCGAUGAUUAUCCUAAAUCAUUUGGUGAUAUCAUUCUUAAAUACAUACAUCCUGACCUCGUUCAUUUUGUUGCUGAAUGGUGCUCUGUAAAGUAUGCAUUUUAUGUCAAAGAUAUUAUGGACUCCAUAGACAAGAAAGUUCAUGAGAAAUUAGAUGAAGAAGAACUCGAAGAUACAGUAGAGAAUGCCAAACAUUUGUUUGAAGAAGAAGUUAGAAAAAUGCGCGAAAAACAAUUAGAACAUGAACGUGAGAUAUGUUAUGGUUAUAGAGAUUCUCCAUACGAACUAGACCAAUGGGAACAAGAAGAUUUAAAGAGAGAAUUUAGAGAAUAUGAACUCGCUAAGACAGCAUUAGAAACUGCAGAAAAGAAGUUAAAAGUUUGGGGUCGUUUUGUACAAAAAUAUUGUGAGUAA